CACACACACACACACACACAGAGCAAAGUUUUUGGAGAGAUGAUACUGGAAGGGGGAGGAACGAGCCAUGUUUGCAUGCAAGCCGAGGCACAGCGCUUUAUGACAGUGCGCUCGAAAGGAAAGAGAGCCAGCUUUGCUCCACUUAGCUGGGAUUUCCUGGGCUAUACAUUCAGAGGCUGAGACAUGCCAGAACUAAUUCGAUCCAGAUGUGCCGACUUGGCAGCCUUGGGCCCAAACUUUACUGAAGGGAUGCCGCACUGACGCCAUUGCAUUGGAUAGGAACAGAUUCCAAGGCGGACCACGGCGCAGCUGGAGAUGUGAGAGGAAUCGGAUUGACCAGCGGAUGCAUGAAGAGGCAGGCCCAGGCUGGAAGCAAGAAAUGGAAAGAGCCAUCAGGCCAUUCCUCUAAUCCAUCGUCGAAUGUCCCUUAGGAAUUGGUGAAAACAAUGAGAGUUCAACUGAAGGGUGAUGCCAUCUGUACACUCUUCCUAGUGGUAGCUCUCUUCACUAUCCUCUAUUCCCAGCUGGACCACUCUUCCCUUCCAGAAGAACAAGCCAAAGGCCAGAGGAGACCUUCACCAGCCACACGCCGGGCUUUUGAUGCCCCCCGAUCCUCCCAGAAACAGCUGAAUGCCAGGCCUACAGCAUCUGGGUCCAGAAUUAUUUCUGCUAUGAAGCAUGUGAAGGUGGCAAAGGAAGGUGACCUGGGCACCAGUCCUCCACCCUCCACACCUUCUGCUUUUGAUUUCAGGCUCUACCUUCGCAACAAAGACAACCGGAAGUUUGAUCUCCUCAUCAAUCAACCAAAGAAGUGCAAAAGAAACCCAGGAGGACCUUUCUUGCUCAUUGCCAUCAAAUCCCUGGUGGAGGACUUUGACCGCCGGGAGAUUGUCCGGAAGACCUGGGGAAGGGAAGGACUGGUCAACGGAGCCCAGGUCCAAAGGGUUUUCCUCUUGGCGAUCCCCAAGAACAAGACGGCUUUGCCAGCCUGGGAGACCCUUGUGCAACAGGAGAGCCAGAUGUACCGGGACAUCCUCUUGUGGGACUUCCUGGAUACUUUCUUCAACUUGACUUUGAAGGAGAUCAAUUUCCUAAACUGGGCCGACGAAUUUUGUUCCAACACCAAGUUCAUUUUCAAGGGCGACGCAGAUGUCUUCGUCAAUGUGGAGAACAUUGUCCACUUCCUUGAGAGCCACGAUCCUUCCGAAGACCUCUUUGUAGGGGAUAUAAUCUACAACGCGCAACCAAUCCGGACCCGCAAGAGCAAAUACUAUAUCCCAGAGACAAUGUAUGGCCUGGGCAUGUAUCCAGCCUAUGCUGGAGGCGGAGGCUUCUUAUUAUCCAGCAGUACCAUGAAGAAACUCUCCAAGGCUUGCAGCGAGGUGGAACUCUUCCCGAUCGACGACGUCUUCUUGGGCAUGUGCUUGCAAAGAAUCAACCUCAAGCCCACCAUGCACGAAGGGUUCAAGACCUUUGGCAUUACCAAGCCCUCGGCCGCCCCUAACCUCCAGACGUUUGAUCCUUGUUUUUACAAAGACCUCAUGGUGGUCCAUAGCCUGAAGGUGGCAGAAAUCUGGCUCAUGUGGAACCUCCUCCAUAGCCCACGUCUCUCUUGCACUCAAAAGAAGCAAGUCAAGAAGUCUUUCCGGUGGAAAAUGAAAAGGAAAGGGACUACGAAUGGUUACGCUGCAUAAAAGUUUGCACACUCCGGAAGUCACCUUCCAUACCUGACACUAUUAGCCUGAGGCUGAGAGAGUGUGACUUGCAUGAAAUCAUCCGGUGGGUUUCCAUGACUGUGUGAAGCUUUGAACCCUGGUCUUCUUCUACCGUCUGCCCAAGACCUUCCUAUUUAAACAGGCCUUCGUUUUUUAAUCUGGUUGGGGCAGUGCAAUGGUCAGGUUUUAGCCUGCUUUAAAUUGUUUUAAUCUAAAAGUUUUAAGAGCAAUGGAUUUAAUGCUAGAUUGUUUAUAGCUGUACUGUUUUAAUGGUGUGAGCCACUUCAGGCCUCAUAUGAAAGAGAAGUGUGAUAUAAAUAUAAUAAAGAGUAAGUCACAAAGUGACUACAUCCCCUAUUGUGUUGAUUGUUCUGGCUGGGACUAAUGGGAACUGCAGUCCAACAAAAUAUGGGUGCUGUACCUUUAUCACCCUUCGCAGAGACAUUUCCCAAAAAGAAAAAGGUGCAAAUACCUUUCCAAGCG
This is a messenger RNA of Sceloporus undulatus (fence lizard), 2198 nucleotides long. Its product is annotated as tumor necrosis factor receptor type 1-associated DEATH domain protein-like. Bases 447 to 1694 code for a protein of 415 amino acids. Gene Ontology annotation, cellular component: tumor necrosis factor receptor superfamily complex; membrane. NCBI's taxonomy places the organism in Eukaryota, Metazoa, Chordata, Lepidosauria, Squamata, Phrynosomatidae. The transcript is spliced from 3 exons. The record is from RefSeq and is a predicted model, not a curated record. Gene Ontology annotation, molecular function: transmembrane receptor protein tyrosine kinase adaptor activity; hexosyltransferase activity. Gene Ontology annotation, biological process: positive regulation of canonical NF-kappaB signal transduction; extrinsic apoptotic signaling pathway.